Messenger RNA from Lampris incognitus (smalleye Pacific opah), 6650 nucleotides. It is a transcript of the gene cep131, whose product is annotated as centrosomal protein 131. NCBI's taxonomy places the organism in Eukaryota, Metazoa, Chordata, Actinopteri, Lampriformes, Lampridae. The record is from RefSeq and is a predicted model, not a curated record. Gene Ontology annotation, cellular component: centriolar satellite. The transcript has 26 exons. Bases 421 to 3714 code for a protein of 1097 amino acids. Gene Ontology annotation, biological process: cilium assembly; intraciliary transport involved in cilium assembly; regulation of centrosome duplication.
CAGAAGGUCGUCUAGGGAAUACAAAAGGUAUUUCGCUAUCGCUCUUAAACGGUGUCCUUGGUUAGAUACGCAACGUUAGCGUCACCAAGCUACCGUGUCGUGGUUACUUUGCUUAGUAACCGACAUCCUUGCUGAUCUUUUUGUUAUGAUAGAGGUGAAGAAGAGAGGAGCAUUUCCCGAGACCUGAGUAUUCUUCCAGACUAAACUGGGCAUCUUACUAUUUCACAACACGGCGUUGGCAACGCCGCCAUGGGAUCGCAGUCCAGCCCCGUCUGAUGAGGCGAGGCGGUGCGUUGAUUUGACCAGUGAAAGGGUCGGGGGAUCGGUGGAAGGUUUGUUCCUGAUUUCUCCCUGCUCCGCGUCGUCUGUUCAGUCCGAUCAACGUAGAUCUGCCCCGGCCAUCGACGAGGCCUGAAAAGGAUGCAUACAACCCGGAGCCCCUCGUCCAUCCAAACAGGGGGUUCAGGAGAAACCUUGGACCUCAGUUUAACAGGCUCCCAGCUCACUGUGUCCAAAAGGCCCAGCAGUGCAUCUUUUGGAAAAGGCUUCUCUCGCUCUGUAUCUGUGGCCAGUGAUAGCAAGGGAAAACGCAACACCCUGGGUGAUGCUAGCUUUGGGACUGCCCGCUCCAUUAAGAACCUUCGGCGGUCCAACAGUACCACUCAGGUUAACCAGCAGGCCAACAUCAGUUUAAGCUCAGAUGGACGAAGAAAGCUGGCCAGUUUCAGCAAGGCCUCACCUGACAGAACCACCUGGAACAUCCUGGACGACCAGCCCAGAGCGUUCCCCCUGCCCUCCAGCUCCCGCAGCACCGGCAGCGUGGACUCUCCCACCGGCCUGAAGAAAAGGGAGCCUGGCAUUGCCUUGGCUGCCAACUUCACUGCCAACAACAGGAGCAACAAGGGAGCCAUGGGAAACUCUGUCACCACUAUCUUACACAAUAACUACUCUGAAAAGCCCCUCACCCCUAAGAGCUCCAACCAAAAGCCCACUUUUAAUAACAUCCUAAAAGCCACAGUGAAUGACGAGGCCUCGCUGGAAAAUGGCUCUCUCACCAAGUCCCAGAAGAACUUCUCCACCUCUAACAACAAGACCUCCACAUCCACCCAGCGCGGUAGCCCCUUCCUGUCCCGCCGCAGAGAGGUCACCGAGGAGGAGGCUGAGAGGUUCAUUCAGCAGGUGAACCAGGCAGCAGUCACCAUCCAGCGCUGGUACAGAUGCCAUGUUGGGAGAGGGCAAACCAGCCAGGCAGCCCUCAAGUGCAUCCUUGCCACCAAGAAAAAGGAACAAGAACAGAAAGCCGAGGAGGACAUGUCUCCAGAGAGGCAGCAACAGCAGAAAAAGAAAAAGGAGGAGGACAGAAAACGGGUCCGUGAAGAGAAGGCUCGUCUGACUCGUCUCGCAGCUAUCCAUGAAUUGCAGCAGAAAAGAGCACGACAGGCUGCAGAGGCACAACAGGUAGUUGAGGGAGAGCUGGACGGCCUCAGGCAGAGCGGCAAGGUGGGCCGCAAGAAGACUCCCAAGAUCUCUCCUACCAACAAUCGUCCCACGUCCCCCAGCAACAACAACCCUACAUCACCCAGUCACGUCAAAGCAAAGAACACAGACGCCAACGUGAAUGUUGUGGCUGACCAUGUUGAUGUCACAAACUUCAGAGCCAUUUCUCCAGCACUGUCCAAUUGUAGAGGUUCCCAGUGCUCCCAGGAGAUCCUCCAGAGGUCAGUGAGCAUGGAGGACCAGCGUCAGGGUGCUCUCUCCAGCAGGGCCCAGUCUAAGACCACCCUGAACGAGCUUUUGGACACCCUGAAGCUACUGGAGGAGGAACCAGAGAGGCUGUCAGAGCCCAAGAGCUACCGCAAGGACAAAUAUGCUUGGAUAGACGAGGACGGAGAGUCCAACUCUCUGACCACCGACAACCUGGAGCGUCACGGCCAACUGAGCCAUAACCCAGCCCUACCAGACGGGGGCGCCCUACUCUCUGAAGCUAAGCUACAGAGCAUCAUGAGCUUCUUGGAUGAGAUGGAGAAGUCCGAACAGGAGAGGCCACGCUCCGUCACCUCAGGAUCACACAGAGAGGCAGUGCUGUCCGAGGAGGAGCUGCUGGGUGUGGAGCAGGCCUCGGCCACCGCUGCUGAGAUCUCCGGCUCCAUGAUGAGACUCAAACUAGAGCUGGAGGAGAAGAGACGCAGCGUUAAUAUGCUUCAGACUGCACUGGCCCAGCAGAGGGAGCUGACGGUGAGACAUGUGAAGGAGACAGAGAAGGAGCUGACCCGAAACUUCCAGCUCCAGAAGGAACAAUAUGAAGCCACCAUCCAGAGACACUUGGCAUUCAUCGAUCAGCUGAUCGAUGAUAAGAAGGCUCUUAGCGAGCGCUGUGAGGGAGUUGUGGGAGAACUGAAGCAGGUGGACCAGAAGUACACCAAAAAGAUCGCCCAGAUGCAAGAGCAGCACGAAAUGGAGAUCAAAAAGCUGAAAGAGCUGAUGAGUGCCACAGAGAAGAUCCGCCGGGAGAAAUGGAUUGACGAGAAGACCAAGAAGAUCAAGGAGAUCACCGUCAAAGGUCUGGAGCCUGAGAUCCAGAAGCUGAUCUCCAAGCACAAGCAGGAGCUGAAGAAGCUGCGGGCACUCCACGAGGCGGAGCUGCUGCAGGCGGACGAGAGGGCGGCCCAGCGGUACGUCCACCAGUGCGAGGAGCUUCGUCAGCAGCUGGAGAAGGACAAGGAGGAGCAGUGUCAGAGAGAGAGGGAGCUAGCUAAGCAGAGAUAUGAGAAGCAUCUCCAAGAGGAGGAGGUGUCCUUGCAGCAGCAGCGGAGGCGCCUUUACAAGGAAGUGGCUGAUGAGAAGGAAAGGCUGACUCAGCUGGCUGCUAGACAGCGAGCAGAGCUGGAGGACCUACGGAAGCAACUGGAGGACAACAGUUCUCUUGCCGGCCAAGCGCUUAGGGAGGAGCUGGACAAGACCAGAGAGGAACAGGAGAGGAGACACCAGGUGGAGAUGAAAGCACUGCAAGAACGUCUCGAGAUCGAAAAGCAGACCUGGGAAGAAAACUACAUGAAGAAAGAGGAAGCAUGGUUACUGAGUCGGGAGCGCGAGCUGAAAGAAGAAGUGCGUCAAGGAAGAGACAAAGAAAUUGAGCUUGCCAUCCAGAAGUUAGAGGAAGAAACCAGUGGGGCCAAAGAAGAGUGUGAGAGGGCAGCAGAAAACAGGGUGAAGCGUGUGAGGGAGAAGUACGAGGCAGAGCUGAGGGAGUUGGAGCGGUCAGAGAGGGCGGCCAUGGAGAAACAGCUGGAGCUGAGGAAGCGGCAGAUGGAGAUGGAGGAAGAGCUGAUCAGAGUACAGGGCCUUCUCAGACAAAAGGAGCAGGAGGUGGAGGACGUGACGCAGGCCAGGGACAAGUUGGAAGAGGAGCGCCGCAGCCUGGCGGAGGUGAUCAGACAGGAGUUUGCGGAGCGCCUGGUGUCGACGGAGGAAGAGAACCGCAGGAUGAAAGUGGAAGUGUCGGAGGUGAGAGCGCGGCUGCGGCUGGAGGUGGAGAGGGUCACCAGGGAGAAAGAGGAAGAGCUGGCUGAGGUCCACCAAAGAGUGAAGACGGCCAUCUUGAAGAAGGAAGAAACUGUCAAUAACCUUCGGAAGCAGCAUGAGGCAGCUUUAAAGAGGGCGGAACACCUGGAGGCCCUGUGGGAACAGCAGAGGAAGCAACUGCUGGAGAAAUGAGCGAGAAGGGAGGGAUGUCGAUCUUCUCCUACUACCCUGCCCCCAUAUUUCUCUACUCUUCUCAAUACUCAAUCCAUUGUGUGAGACGGACCUCUUGGGAAACAUUCAAAGACUGAAAUGAGCGUGCUCCAAAGAACGAACGUCGUCCUACCUCAGGUGGAACAUGCAGAGGGACUCAGAAGGGGUGCAUGGGGCUUGAGUUGGCUGUAAAACAGGAGGUUUGUUGUGGACUGUCUGCUCUUUGAAUGGCACAGACCAGGUGGCUGCUUUCUUCGACAGCCCCUCUGGAGCCAGUUGGGAGGCGAGUGAGGGACUCGCCUACUCUCUCCCUUCAGGAAGAAGAAAGCUGCAUUUUUGUGACUUUACUGCACCUUCUGAAGUCUGUACAAGCUAGGGAGAGCCUCGCUCCCCACAGAGCCCCGGAUGCCAUAGAGAACAGUUCCAGAUGUUCAUAAGAACCAGCCCAGACCUACAAAGGCAGUGUUGGGUUUUCAGAGGAGGCCGACCAAGAGGGGGAGGGAGCAGGAGUGUUCUCCCCAGUGACUCUUUUACACCUAUCCACUAACAAGCUAUGCCCGUUAGAGCUUGGGGGCUCUUAUUGCCCCAAUUGUACAAUUCUCAUAGAUGUGAUUUUUGUCCUCUGUGUCCCCUCUGGGCUAGUACUAAUUACGGGGUCUGGUCUUGCUUAUUACACUACACCAACCCCACAGCUCUGACCACUUCCCUCGACCGACCCUGAUCCACACUGUAUAGCUCAGAGGUUUGUAUGCGAGUCUUGAACCAAAAUUGUCUCUUAACAACAAGCUUAGCAGACAGUUGCCGCUAUUGCUUAGACACUAAAGUUUUAGAGGGUGUGACAGAAUGUUGCUAGAAAGAAUGAGAGCAGAUUUAGGAAACUUGAAGGACUGGAGAGAAGCUAACUGGGAUGUCUGCAGGCUUGUUUGAGGUCAAAGACAGCAGAGAGGCCAUGAUGGCAGAGUAGUCAGAGUUUGUGAAUGUGGGAUAGAGAAGAAAGGAGAAAGGAGGGGGCAGUGGAGGAAUGUGCAUGGAAAGUGUUUACAGGAUUAGGAAAGCAGGCAGAGGCUGGGACAGAGCAAGGUGGUAGAAGGGUUGAGCGGGCACACACGCUGUUGGUUUCAUGUGACCAGCCCAACACAUUAAGUAAAACUUUAGGUUUCGCAACACCAAAUUCAGGGGGGUCCACUUUGACAAAAUACAUCAAACUCUGAAUGGAGUAAAAUGGAAACUUGACUAGACUCAAGUACACAAACCUGUACGCUAUACCUAAACAGUGCUGGGUAUGAGAUCUCUGACCUUCUGCCAUACUCUCAGGAGCCACCACUUCACAACACUUGGCUUCACUGUGUUUGCUGUAAAUAUAUUUUUGUAGUUUCCACGCAGUGUGUUAUUUCUAUACCCAUAACAAAUCAGAAUACAUGAAGAUAUUCGGAUGUGCCAUUCGCAAAUACAAGAAGUAUCUGUGGCCAUGGUUGUAGUCCAUAGCAUUGAUUCAGCGGGUGACUGGGGGCUUCAACAAGCGUUCGGGCCGCAGUGGGAAACACUAAACCUGGAAGUAAACCUGUUAUUUAGGUGUAAUAUCAUGUGACAGACGGCGCUGUUCUGUGGUUCGGACGGUCCCAUUUCUUUCUUCUUUUUUUUUUUACAUUUUUUCCCAUUGAGCAAUGAUUCUUGACUUUUGUAGUGAUUUUGUCCAAAAACCGUGGACAAGGUUACGAUUUUGAAGUAACGGUUUCAGAAAGCCAGCCAACAAGAUUGCAUGUUUGCAAGCUUUCCAAAAGAAAGAAAAAAGCCUGACAAGACAAAUGUUUGGCAGAAGAUUUACUCUUUCUCAAUGCUUAAUAACUAUGCCAUUUUUAUACGGACUGAGUAAAGUAUGUAGUUUUUUCCUGAUGCUGAAUGUAGGUUUCCGAGCCACAAUCUUAGGGGUUCCUUCUGUGAAGUAUAACUUAGUCAUGAAUUUGAGGGUUUAUGUAGUCCACAGUGUGUGGUGUGUGUGUGUGUGUGUGUGUGCGUGCCCCACAAUUGUGGAUUUUGCAGUUUUUGACUGACACUGAUUGAUUGAAAUGGGGUGCUAUCAUGUCUGCCAUCUUCUUGCGUUGCGAGGAGGCAAGCUGAGCUCUCAGAGGUUGAACCGAGUCGUGACCUGUUUCCAGGCCUUCAUGUAAAUGUUACCGGGACAGAAAUCUUUCCCUCGGCCGUCAAGGCCUGUGAGGCGCCUCGCGUCGCCCCGGUUUUCACGGUAAGCGGCUGAAGGUAGAGGUGAGAUGACACGACUUGGAGGCUGUCACGGAGGUCAUUUUUCCGGGGUCUAGAAAUGGCGAGGCUUCCUCACUGCCGCCCAGUUCAGAUGGACUGUUGCUCAUACCAAGAGGGUGGCAGCAUGGUUGGCAUUGUUAACUUCGUUCCUAUCCCACGUUCCUCCAGUAUGAAGUGUCUUUGUGGUUGUGUGUUUCCUCCCCCAUUGUUUUGCAAGUUAUAUUCUUUUCAGCCAGGCAUAAAACCCUGCAUGAGGGAAGACACAUACAACUUCCCUGUCGCCGUUCGACCUUGUGCACAAACCGCUCCGGUUAGUCCCACGCUUCUCGCUUCACUUUUUGUGUGUUUGUGGAUAUUUCUUUCAUUUUUGUAUACGUUUUUGUAUGACUCUUUGCACCCAGACUUUCAGCGCUGGACUGUAACAUGUCACUCAUUGGGUGAAUCUAUUCUGCUGGCUGUGCGCGGUGACGGGUGAGACUGUGAACAGUGGGGACUGAUCUUUAAAUAAAUAAAGAGGAAAAAGACUGGUUGAGAACCGGACUGCGUUUGUCCUUCUUCUUCUUCUUCUUUUUUUUUUUAAAUGAGAGAAAACAAUUGUCCGCUUGUCUCCGGCCCGCCACCCUGCUCCCCACCCCUCUCCGCCUCGUGGACCAUAACUC